Molecule: messenger RNA, 2335 nt
Organism: Rhea pennata
Lineage: Eukaryota; Metazoa; Chordata; Aves; Rheiformes; Rheidae
Product: collagen alpha-1(XIX) chain-like
Exons: 11
Coding region: 10-864 (284 amino acids)
Biological process (GO): extracellular matrix organization
Molecular function (GO): extracellular matrix structural constituent conferring tensile strength
Source: RefSeq, a predicted model, not a curated record
CCAGGACCAAUGGGAUUACCAGGACUAGAAGGACUCCCAGGAGAAAAGGGUGACCGUGGACCCUCUGGCACACCAGGAAUAGCAGGGACACCGGGAAAGCCUGGAUCUCCAGGGUCCCCAGGAAUGCCAGGUGAACCUGGUGAAAGAGGACCUAUAGGAGAUAUAGGAUUCCCUGGGCCAGAAGGGCCACAAGGAAAACCGGGAAUAAAUGGAAAAGAUGGAUUGCCAGGUCCUCCGGGUGCUGUGGGGAGACCAGGAGACCGAGGGCCCAAAGGAGAACGUGGAGAUCAGGGUAUUCCAGGAGACAAAGGUCCACAGGGUGAAAGGGGGAAGCCUGGCCCAUCGGGUGAAAAGGGGGCUAUGGGUCCCAUUGGGCCACCAGGAGACAGAGGCCAUCCAGGAUCACCAGGUCAUCAAGGUCCCCCAGGUUCACCAGGACCCCCAGGUUUUCUGGCUGAUUCAGUUUCAUCUGAAGAAAUAAAAAAAUAUAUCAAACAAGAGGUUCUUAAGGUUUUCGAAGAGAGGAUGGCUCAGUUUGUAUCCCAGCUGAAGCUCCCUGCAGCAAUGCUUGCUUCCCAAGCUCAUGGAAGACCAGGGCCACCAGGAAAAGAUGGUUUACCAGGGCCACCAGGAGAACGUGGGCUUCAAGGUUAUAGAGGACAGAAAGGGGAAAGAGGUGAGCCUGGAAUUGGACUGCCUGGUAAUCCUGGACCACCUGGCCCUUCAGCUACCGGCCUGCCAGGCCCCCCGGGAACUCCAGGGUCACCCGGACCGCAGGGGCCACCCGGACCUCAUGGAAGAUGCAAUCCGGCAGAUUGCUAUUACCACGUGUCACAGACUCGGCCACGCACCAGUGGGAAAUAAAACCCCUUGCCCAGAGACGCUUGGGUUCACAGCCACUUUUCACUUCUCUCAAUAAGUUGAUUUGAUCGUUGAAAUACUUGGUGCAUUUUUUUUCCCCUAGACACUGCAUAGUGUACAGAUAAUUUAUAAGGCACAGAACUGAGCCUUUUGUGUGUUACUUGCAGUGUCAUAAUUAUGAAAUGAUGCCAUUUAUUUUCUGGAGUGCAUUCCAUGUGUUGUUUCUUGUAUUUAUUUUGCUUAGAGGAGAAAACAGGCCCAAAUAAUUUUCAUAAGCUUCUUUCUUCAAACAGAAAAUAUUUUAUUAUAAUUUAUGACAGUAUGUAUGCCUCAGUAUGUCAGCAGGCUCUAUUUUUCUUGCUAGUGGUGGAGUUUAAAUGGAGCAAAUGCAGCUCGGAGGUUUUUAACGUUAGCAGUGAGUGUCGACUCUUAGCUGGAGUGCUGGGAACUCUGUUUAGACUAAACGCUACUCUCCCUCGAGGACAUCCCAGCCCGCCUCGCUGGAGCGGGUCUGUCACGCGCCGCGACCGCCGCCAGUCCGUGCAGUCGGGUCCCAGGUGUCACAGGAACGAAGGUGUUCUUCUGAUCUCUGUAUUGCCGCGCGACACUGCAGUGCAGACUGACUGGGGAUCUCCCCGGUGUCACCCCGAGAGGCCUGCCUUUCCACUGAAAGUUACCCCGGUUCAGAGCUCAGACGGCUGUGCCGUGGUGGAUACGCGUGCUCCGGGUGCGGGACUGCUGGUGCCUGCCUCCUAGCUGGGAACUGGCACCUCUUCGAGCAGCUGAGGAGCUUAGUGAGCGCGUCAGCGUUGCCUGGAACCAAGCUGCUCUGCAUCUACAUCUGCUUAAAGCAAAGGAGACCUCUCGCUGUAGAGCGGAGCUGUUGGGCAGUGAGAUGGCCAAGAAGGAGCCCUCGCCGACCUCUAAACAGCUUCCUAAUGGCGCCGUCUCCCUCUUUUCCCUGCCAUCGUUAUGCGCCAAAACAAGAGAAAGCAAGAUUCACAGGUCCUAACAAGCGACUACAAAAAAAAAAAAAAAAAGUUUGAGUUCAAUAGAAAGACGGGAAGAUUACCGAACCCGCCCUUGUAACAUACGAUGCAAGGGGAUUGCCUGCGGUCUGCAAGCACCGUGUGAGUCCUCCAGACCAGACACUGUCAGUAAAGAAGAAAACACGAGUGUGAAUCCUGCGGAGCUCAAAUCGUUCAGCAGAGGAAAGAAAAGCUGGACCGAGUCACUCGGAGAGAGCCUGGAUCUGGGAGAGGAGGGAGAAGGGCUGGCCAAAGGGUGUUUGUUUUUUUUCCCCCUGGUUAUUAUGAACCGUGAUGCCGCAGCAGCUGCAGACCAGCCCUAAGGCGCUCGCUGCGGCGUGACAGCAGUCGCGAGCGGUGCCGAGAGAAGGCGGCGGCGGCGCGCAGCCCCGCACGAAACUCCCCGCGCGAUUCAACCGCCGCGUGCUUUCCCGCUCAAACCCAGU